Molecule: messenger RNA, 948 nt
Organism: Cotesia congregata
Lineage: Eukaryota; Metazoa; Arthropoda; Insecta; Hymenoptera; Braconidae
Source: the annotation of a GenBank genome assembly
AUGGCAGUAGACGAGCCCCUCCUCUACUACAUGUUAAUGAAAAUUGAUAAGGAAUUAACGUUAGCGAACGGAGAAAUGAGAAAUAUCAACAUGACUUACAUGAUGAUGUUGCGGUUAAGACCUUACAGAAUUAUAAAACUGUACAACUGGAAUAAAUGUUUAUAUAAUUUAAAUAAUAGACUUUACUGUAAUGCCGAUAAAAAAUUCAAUGAUUAUAAACUGGCAAAAUUGAAUCGACAGGCAAAAAGAAAUGCUUUUAGAGCGCGACUAGCCCAAAAUAUACGAGCAACAAAAGCAAAAAUGGAAGAAAUAAUUGAAAGAGAAAAUAUUUGGACAAUACCGAAUUUCCUUUGUAUUGGCAGAAUAAUGACAACACCAUAUAUAAGUUAUUUAAUAGUCUACUCACAUAAUUAUCAUGUCGCACUGUGGCUUUUAGGGUUUGCCGGGUUCACUGAUUUAGUUGAUGGCUGGGUGGCUAGGACUUGGAGUUCCCAAGCGUCCAAGCUGGGUAGCUUUUUGGACCCUAUGGCUGAUAAAUUACUAGUUGGAACACUAUUUUUAUCAUUAACAUGGGUUGAAUUAAUUCCUUUACCUUUGACGUGUCUCGUGGUGAUGCGUGAUGUUUUGCUGAUUGGCGCUGCAUCGUAUAUUCGAUAUAGAUCAUUGCCAGCACCAAAAACUUUAGGGAGGUACUUCGACCCUAGUCAUGCAACAGUUCAACUAGCCCCUACAUUUAUAAGCAAAUUAAAUACUGCUGUUCAAUUAUCACUUGUUGGUGGUACUUUAGCAGCACCAGUGUUUCAUUUUAUAGACCAUCCUAUUUUACAAGGAUUAUGUUAUCUUACAGCAAUAACGACAGUAGCUGGUGGUAUUAGUUAUUUAAUGUCUAAAAAUACGUAUAAAUUAUUAUCGAAAAAACCAUUGAAUAAUGGAUCAUCGUCUUCGUAA